Molecule: messenger RNA, 1703 nt
Organism: Chiloscyllium plagiosum (whitespotted bambooshark)
Lineage: Eukaryota; Metazoa; Chordata; Chondrichthyes; Orectolobiformes; Hemiscylliidae
Gene: lrrc57
Product: leucine rich repeat containing 57
Cellular component (GO): cytoplasm
Molecular function (GO): protein binding
Source: RefSeq, a predicted model, not a curated record
CGCGCGCUGAUGAGGUCACAUCCGCUCUCACGCGCUGACAGAAAAGGUCCGAGCGUGGCCCCACCCCACAGAUCAGGUGACCUGACCCGUUACCAUGGGGACAGCGGACGGCAGGAGCCCCGGAUCUUUAUUGGACGGUGCACCGGCUGAGGGGGCUCGGCCCGAGCGGAAGUGACCGGGGCGGGGGGAAUAUUUGGCGGUCGGUUUCCGCCAUAUGGAUGAAUGGACCCUGGGCCUGUCUUUGUAAGAAGAUAGAGCCAGUGCCGCCUACCCAGCCCCAGCAGAUGGAUGUGCAGGCUUCAGAGACAGGUAUAAUCUGGAGGAAUCCUGGGACCUGUAUGGAGCAAACGUGGAUGUGAUUGGAGAGUGGGGAGAUAGUGUUUUUUUUUUAUUUGGGAUUUACACAGUUCUGCCAUGGGGAACAGUGCCCUAAAAGCUCAUCUGGAAACCGCGCAGAAGACGGGGGUCUUCCAGCUCACAGGGAAAGGCCUGAAUGAGUUUCCCGUGGACCUACAGAGACUUGCAUCGAGUCUGAGGACAAUGGACCUGUCAGGGAAUAAGAUUGAGACCUUGCCCUCGGUCAUUGGCCACUUCACAACUUUGAAGAGUUUGAAUCUCAACAGUAAUAAAUUGGCUGUUCUCCCUGAGGAUGUGGGAAAACUGAAGAAACUGGAGGCCCUUCACCUGAACAGUAACUCACUGAGACAGCUCCCCUCCAGCUUCGGCCAGCUAGCAGCCCUAAAGACCCUGAAUCUAUCUGGGAACCAGCUUCGGGAGUUCCCACUGCAGCUGUGCCACCUCCGUCACCUGGAUGUGGUGGAUCUGUCCAAGAACCGAAUCCAGCGUCUGCCGGAUGAAGUGGAGCACCUGCAGGCCAUUGAACUCAAUGUCAACCAGAAUCAGAUCUCUCAGAUUUCAUCACACAUCGCCCGAUGUCCCCGGCUGAAAGUUUUACGGAUUGAAGAGAACUGUUUAGAAAUCUCUAUGAUUCCUGUCAGUAUCCUGGCUGACUCCCAGAUUGCCUUGCUGGCCGUGGAAGGGAAUCUUUUUGAAAUUAAGAACCUGCGAGAUCUGGAGGGCUAUGAUAAGUACAUGGAUCGCUUCACAGCAACAAAGAAGAAAUUCUCUUGAAGGUCUGAGCUUCCUCCCUCAACCAUAGAUGGUGGUAGUAGUAACCUGCAAUAGACUAUAGUGGGGACGCAACUCCAAUUCAUUGAAGGAGACAGUGGAAAGGGGCAGUACAUGAUAUGAUGCCAUGGUCCUCAGCCUUGCCUACAUUCCAGUUAUUGGUGUUAGUAAAACCGAUACUGUCUUUAAUCUGUAUAAUGCAUUGUACUCUGUCUUCAAGCUGCUGUAAACAUGGACACACAGCCCUGGACAGUCCUGAUUUAUCCACUACAGACGCACUUUGUACAACAGCACUUUGUAUGUAACUUCUGAAUUUGGGAGAGGUGCUGAAAUUAGGUUUAUGCAUGGGGAUGGUUUCAGUUACCUCAAGCUCACCCUCUGCUUUGAAGUGGUGACUUGCUGGUAUAUAGAGGCUGCUGUUGGGAUCAGAUCUGGCACUUCUGCUGCUUAAGCUCAGCAUUUAAUUCAAGGUGACAGUGCAGCCAGCUAGUCGUGGAAUUUAGACUCCAAUCCAACCCAUCAUUUCAAACAGCACUUUGUAUAUAAAAAAAAAUAAAGUAUUCUAUGUGCAAGUA